AUGGGUGAUACGAAUAGACAAGUUGUAGCUGGUGGCAAUGGCAAAGGAAAUCGAUUAGAUCAAUUGAAUGAGCCAACCGAUGUGCUAAUCGACAAAGAGACUGAUAGUCUCAUUAUCUGCGAUCGAGGGAAUAGACGAGUUGUACGAUGGUCUCGUCGUAGUGGCGCAACUCAAGGUGAAAUCCUCAUUGACAACAUCGAUUGUCGAGGAUUGUUCAUGGAUGAUCAGAGAUAUCUCUACGUCUCUGACUACAAAAAACAUGAAGUAAGACGACAUCAAAUAGGAGACAAGAAUGGAAUUAUCGUGGCUGGUGGAAAUGGCAAAGGUGCUCGUCUCAAUCAACUCAACUUUCCGACCUACAUCUUUCUCGAUCAACAACAGACUGUCUACGUGUCAGACAGAGACAAUCAUCGUGUAAUGAAAUGGAAUAAAGGUGCAAAAGAAGGCAUUGUCGUCGCUGGAGAUCAAGGUGAAUGGAAUGCUCUGACACAAUUGUCUUUUCCUAACGGACUCUUCGUCGAUAUGUUGGGUACCAUCUAUGUGGCAGAUUCGGGGAAUCAUCGAGUCAUGCGUUGGCCUAAAGGAGCAAAACAGGGUACUGUUAUUGUGGGUGGAAAUGGUGAAGGAGCAGAAGCAAAUCAGUUCAAUCUUCCCGUUGAUUUGUCCUUCGAUCGACAAGGUAAUCUCUAUGUCGUCGAUAAUGAAAACAGUCGUGUUCAAUUUUUUUCAAUUCAAUAAAUUGCAUUUGAACCAAAAAAAAAUUUUUUUAAUUUCUAUUCACGCCCGCGCGCGACCAGGAACCAUCCUGGUGGCGCUGUGGCGAGCGUAAAGCUCGUACACGCGCUGGAAGACCCACAUCAUCCACAUGCACCCAUCCGGUGACAUGCGUUAGUGAGCCUAGGGUGUGGGUGUGGGUGUGGGUGGUGUGUGGGUGUGGGUGUGGGGU
Molecule: messenger RNA, 946 nt
Organism: Rotaria sp. Silwood1
Lineage: Eukaryota; Metazoa; Rotifera; Eurotatoria; Philodinida; Philodinidae
Source: the annotation of a GenBank genome assembly